Molecule: messenger RNA, 249 nt
Organism: Diorhabda sublineata
Lineage: Eukaryota; Metazoa; Arthropoda; Insecta; Coleoptera; Chrysomelidae
Product: small lysine-rich protein 1
Exons: 1
Coding region: 1-249 (82 amino acids)
Source: RefSeq, a predicted model, not a curated record
AUGCCUUGUAAAGGUAAGAAGAAAAAAACGAAAAACGGUGAUGCUAAUAAGAAAAAAGGAGGAAAACCGAGAAAAUCGGGCGGAGGGAGAAAAUCAAGAUCGAAAAGUGCCAGAUGCAACGUAGACAUUUUCACGGAAAUAGCAAUGGAAAACGCUUACACCACUUGUCACAACGUUCAGGAUUUACUAAGAUGGAGAGGUUUCCCGUGGCCAGACGCGCAAAAAAAGAAGAAAAAAGGAAAAAAAUGA